GCAACGUGCAGAAAUCCCACUCUGACCUCCUGGUUAAUCUGCAUUCAGUCAGAAGAUCCCUUUUCCCUGACAGACCUGCUGCUGCUGCUGUGAAUGUGUGUGAGAGUGAGUGUAUAUAUAUAUAUAUAUACUCUAUAUCUCCCAGGCUUCCCUUUGUACCAUUCUAUUUAUUUCACCCCCCGCUCAGCAGAGACCUCUGUGAUUCUCCCCAGCUCGUGCACUUGAACGAUCAAAACGCGGAUCUGCUGCCACAAGACGGAUCCCGCUCCUUCAAUAUUAAUUGGCGCAGCAUCAGCCCGGCGGAAUGUCUCAUUGCAGUCUAUGUACCUGCUAGAGGGGGGGGGGCAACGACUGGACUAUUCCAUUCGCCACAAAGACAGCGGCGGAGGGGUCGAAACGCGACGAGAGAUGCGAUCACCAAAGAAGCCCAACGAUGCUUUAUCAGCCGCAGCCUUUUGCCAUCGUAAAAUGAUCGUGCGGCUACUGCUGAUCCUUUCUGUCGUCCAAUGUUCCUUCCAAAAGGAUGACGAGGACUAUGAAGAUGCACCCUCUAAUAACACAUGGCUUUUGACACGUAAAUUCCAUGAUAAUGAUGUAACCUCGAUUUUAAAUGGCCUUUUAAAGGGAUACGAUAACAAGCUUCGACCAGAUAUUGGAGUUAAACCAACAGUAAUACACACGGAUAUGUAUGUAAACAGCAUUGGGCCAGUAAAUGCCAUCAAUAUGGAAUAUACAAUUGACAUCUUUUUUGCCCAAACCUGGUACGACAGACGGCUGAAAUUCAAUAGCACUAUAAAAGUUCUUAGACUGAACAGCAAUAUGGUUGGUAAAAUCUGGAUACCCGACACUUUUUUUCGCAACUCAAAAAAAGCCGAUGCACAUUGGAUAACAACGCCCAACAGAAUGUUAAGGAUAUGGAAUGAUGGAAGAGUACUUUAUACCCUAAGGCUUACAAUAGAUGCUGAAUGUCAGUUGCAGUUGCACAAUUUUCCAAUGGAUGAACACUCUUGCCCGCUAGAGUUUUCAAGCUAUGGAUACCCAAAGGAAGAAAUAAUCUAUCAGUGGAAGCGCAGUUCAGUUGAGGUUGGAGACGUCAGGUCAUGGAGGCUUUAUCAGUUCUCAUUCGUUGGAUUAAGGAAUACAACUGAAGAAGUGAAGACGACAUCAGGAGAUUAUGUUGUAAUGGCAGUAUACUUUGAUCUAAGCAGAAGAAUGGGAUAUUUCACUAUCCAGACAUAUAUUCCAUGUACACUUAUUGUGGUUUUAUCUUGGGUGUCAUUUUGGAUCAAUAAAGAUGCCGUUCCAGCUAGAACAUCUCUCGGCAUCACAACUGUUUUAACUAUGACCACUUUGAGUACAAUUGCUCGGAAGUCAUUACCUAAGGUGUCCUAUGUGACGGCUAUGGACCUUUUUGUGUCGGUCUGCUUUAUUUUCGUGUUUGCUGCUCUUAUAGAAUAUGGAACUCUGCAUUAUUUUGUGAGUAACAGGAAGCCAAGCAAAAACAAGGAAAAAAAGAAGAAAAAUCCACUUCUCUGGAUGUUUUCCUUCAAGGCACCAACUAUUGAUAUCCGCCCACGUUCAGCAACUAUUCAAAUGAAUAAUGCCACGCAUCUGCAAGAAAGGGAUGAAGAAUAUGGUUAUGAGUGUCUUGAUGGGAAAGAUUGUGCCAGUUUUUUCUGCUGCUUUGAGGACUGUCGUAGUGGAGCGUGGAGACAUGGAAGAAUACAUAUUCGAGUGGCAAAAAUUGACUCCUAUUCAAGAAUUUUCUUCCCAACUGCCUUUUGCUUAUUUAAUUUGGUUUACUGGGUAUCAUACCUUUAUCUUUAAAAAUAAACACCUUAGUAAUGGAUGAGUGAUAUGGGCCUUAUAAAGCAUAAACAAUAUGAUUGAUUAUGUAUUUCAUGACAUUUAACAGUACAAUACUCAGCAUUGGGUGACUCCAUUUACUGAGUGCCAUAGUUCACUUUUACUUUUACGCUUCUUGUAUCUGAAAUGGUAAUUUGCACUGACCUUUCAGUUGUUGAUGUUAAAUCUUAUGGAAAUGUAUCUAUUGAAAGAAUGCAGUUCUUUACAAGGAGUUCAGGAAAUUGAGUUUACUGCAGGAUGUAAACGAACCACCACUUCAUAAAUUAACUGUUUAAUUGUAUAACUGAAUUUUCGCUUUGUAGUACUAUUUCAUUCAAAUAAAAUGGCAAUCAACCAGUUUGUUGAGGUACUCACAAGAAAAUUCUUUUAUAUAUAUUAAAAAAAAAACCUUGUACUACUUAAAAGACACAUGUAAGUAAAAUAUUGUAAAUAUUUAAUUCUUUGCAAUCCUUUAAUACAUAUAAAAGAUAAUGCAUGCACCACUGGGGCCAAACUUUUGCAAAAUGUGAUGCAUGAUACACAAUUUCUAUAUAAACAGUAUAUAUAUAUAUAUAUAUAUAUAUAUAUAUAUAUAUAUAUAUAUAUAUAUAUAUAUAUAUAUACACAUAUAUAUACAUACUAUACACAAGUUACAUUUUCUUUAUGUGUCUGCCUGCACUGUUUCAGCUGAACGAUGGGUAGAUUCCAUCUUCAUUUUUGUUUCUUCUAUCCUGUGUUAUGCAUGAAAUUUUAUUUCUGACAGCACUUUCUUUUACCAUUACAUAUGCCUUAAAUAUAUGAAGACAUAAAGUAAACUGCUUCUGCUGCA
Molecule: messenger RNA, 2674 nt
Organism: Xenopus laevis (African clawed frog)
Lineage: Eukaryota; Metazoa; Chordata; Amphibia; Anura; Pipidae
Gene: gabrg2.L
Product: gamma-aminobutyric acid A receptor subunit gamma-2
Exons: 10
Coding region: 322-1827 (501 amino acids)
Biological process (GO): monoatomic ion transport; monoatomic ion transmembrane transport; gamma-aminobutyric acid signaling pathway
Cellular component (GO): postsynaptic membrane; membrane
Molecular function (GO): GABA-A receptor activity; monoatomic ion channel activity; extracellular ligand-gated monoatomic ion channel activity
Source: RefSeq, a predicted model, not a curated record